Molecule: messenger RNA, 759 nt
Organism: Aegilops tauschii subsp. strangulata
Lineage: Eukaryota; Viridiplantae; Streptophyta; Magnoliopsida; Poales; Poaceae
Source: RefSeq, a predicted model, not a curated record
AUGACAUGGCUGCGCCCACCGCGAGCCCUUGGUCAGCCGACCAUCCUGACCGCGCGCAUCGCUCGCGUCCGCCGCGGCCCUUGCUCGCCUCACUGCCCACGCCCGCGGUGCGCCACCGCCUCCCCUGCUCCGGCCACUUCGGCCAUGGCCUCACUCACCGGCGAACGCACGCGCGCCGACUGCCCUAGCCGUGCCCGCGCCCCCUACGUGUGCAUGCGCCCCACCUCGCUCGGACGCGCUGCUCGGCUCCCUCCGUGUGUGCUCCGCCGUGCUCCCCUGCUGUCGCCCGAGCUCCGCGCCGCCGUGUGCGCGCCACGCAGCCACCGCUCGCUGCAGCCAUCCGUCGCCGUCGCGACGACCGCCCCGCUCUGCUCCUUCUACCCCGCGUCCCCACGCUCGCCCGCGCACACAGCCGCACGCCCGCGGCCACGCCCACUGCUACUGCUGCUGCUCUGCCGCCGCCGCUACUCUGCCCUCUCUAUCGCGGCGCUGGCCGCCUCCCCGCGUCCCGCUCCGGCCGGCGCCCAUGGCCCCGUGCCUCGCCGCGCCUCGCAUCCGCCCUCUCCUUCUCCCGCGGCCCCGCCACCGCGCCCGCCCGCGCGCCACUGGCCGCGCCGGCUUGCCCCGCCGUCGAUGCUCCGGCGGCCUCGUCCCACCCUGCGGGCGAGUGCCCGCUCGGGUGCGCCCGCACCCGAUAGCCCAACCCGCUAUGCCCCUCUGGGCCACACACACAUGGGGCCCCACCCCACAGAAUGUUAA